AUGAACGGAGUAGAUACGAAUACGCGUGGCAGAUAAAUGCGAAACACAUUUUAAACAGCCCACAAUCGAUGCUGCGCUCACCUGCUUAGUUAGUUCCGCUGAGACCAACGCAGCACCUCAAAACUCAUGUCUUAUGUCAAAACUGUACCUGCCCUUACUCGGGCAGGCGUGGAUAUAAACGUCAGAAGACUGAAUACCCUUUCUUACCGAAGAGCACAGUCCACUGUCGCCUCAACUCAGGCAGACCAGGAUGUCACCAACAGAGAGUCCUACUCUUCAAGGAAAAGCAGAAAUGCUUCCUCCUCUCCAAAGAUCUCUAUCGACUUUGAGCUGACCCAGGAAGCAUACAAGAGUAAAGAUAAUUUAGAACUGCUCAGAAGUUUGGUGGUUUUCAAACUGUGCUCUUAUGACCUGUUGGUUGAUAAGAAUAAGGAGCUGAUGGACAUCAGUAAGUUCCUACUGGGGAAGAAGGCAUUUGAGCAGUUUAUGAAGAUGACAUUCUAUGGUCAGUUUGUGGCGGGAGAGGACCACAAGUCCAUCAAGUCUCUGAUUCAAAAGAACAGGGCCUUCGGAGUGGGCUCUGUCCUGGACUACAGUGUAGAGGAGGACCUCACACAGGAGGAUGCAGUGACUAAAGAGAUGAACUCAUGCGUGUCUGCUACAGAGAAAGAAGGCAUGAGCAUGGACCACAGAGAAAAGCAGUACAAGGCUCACCAACAGUUUGGGGACCGCCGAGGGGGAGUGACCGGCGCCAGGACAUACUUCUACUCUGAUGAGGCCAAAUGUGACCAACACAUGGAGACCUUCCUAAAGUGUAUCAAAGCAUCUGGUGGGAGCUCAGUGGAUGGCUUCUCUGCCAUCAAGAUGACUGCACUGGGACGACCUCAGUUCCUGCUCCAGUUCUCGGAGGUGCUGGUGAAAUGGAGGCGUUUCUUCAGCUUCCUGGCGGCACAGCAGGGGAGAGAUGGCAUGGAGGCUCUGGAGCAGAGGCUAGAGCUGCAGCCACUACAGGAGUUUAUGACCACGCUGGGGGCCACAGGUGACUUCCAUGGCUGGUUCACUGGAGAGAAACAAGGAUCAGGCACCAUUGACAGGCUGGACUGGAACAGCCUGAUCGACGACAGAAUAAAGAUAUCAGAUCUGCUGGUUGUCCCAAAUUUAGAGACUGGUCAGCUGGAGCCCCUGCUCAAUAAGUUCACAGAGGAGGAGGAGAAACAGAUGAAGAGGAUGCUCCAGAGGCUGGACGUACUUGCCAAUCAUGCAGAGGAGCACAGUGUUCGUCUGAUGGUGGAUGCAGAGCAGACCUACUUCCAGCCCGCCAUCAGCAAACUGACUGUGGAGAUGCAGAGGACCUACAAUAGAAGGAAACCUGUCAUCUUCAACACCUACCAGUGCUACCUCAAGGAGGCCUAUGAUAUUGUGACAAUGGAUGUUGAGUUGUCGAGGCGUGAGGGAUGGUUUUUUGGGGCCAAGCUGGUGCGUGGGGCUUAUAUGUACCAGGAGAGGAGCAGAGCGGAGGAGAUCGGAUACGAGGACCCCAUCAACCCUGACUAUGAGACCACUAACAUGAUGUACCACAAGUGUCUAGACUACGUCCUCGAUGAGAUUGGACUGAACAGAAAUGCCAAUGUCAUGGUUGCUUCUCACAAUGAGGACACAGUGAAGCACACCCUCAGGAGGAUGAAUGAGUUGGGCCUGACUCCCACGGAGAACAAGGUGUAUUUUGGACAGCUGCUGGGCAUGUGUGACCAAAUCAGCUUCCCAUUGGGCCAGGCAGGUUUCCCUGUCUAUAAAUAUGUUCCAUACGGGCCGGUGAAUGAGGUGAUACCGUACCUAUCCCGUCGUGCCCAGGAGAACAGGGGCUUCAUGAAGGGUUCCCAGAGGGAGAGGGAGCUGCUGUGGAAGGAGCUAAAACGCAGGCUGACCUCAGGACAGGUCUUCUACAGACCUCAGCCUGAACCGGGACUAUGAAAUCACAGCUAGCUAACUGUCUGUCCAUGCUGCUUAAUCUCUUCCUAGUGCGCUCUCUUUCUGUCUCCUCCCUCUCUUUGUCAUGGUCUCUGUCUUAUUCUUAUCGAUUACCCCUCUCUCUGUUAAUCUCUCCCCCUUCCCCCUAGCCAUCUUUCUCCCUCUCUCUCUCCCCCACUUCCCUUUCUUCCUCUCUCUGUAAGCAUUCCUCUUGGUGUCCUCAGCAUCCUCAGAGCGCUGCAUACAUCAUAUGGGCAUCUUUACUACUCUAACAGGACUCCCUAAAAUGUCAGGCUGGCCCGGUCUGCCCGUCACUCGCUGCUUUUUAUAGCUCUAUUUAUCCCGGAGAGGGACAACAGUAAUAAAAACACAGCAGGCUUGAUUUAAA
Messenger RNA from Salvelinus fontinalis (brook trout), 2356 nucleotides. It is a transcript of the gene prodhb, whose product is annotated as proline dehydrogenase (oxidase) 1b. Gene Ontology annotation, molecular function: FAD binding; proline dehydrogenase activity. The transcript is spliced from 14 exons. The coding region runs from base 127 to 1971 and encodes 614 amino acids. NCBI's taxonomy places the organism in Eukaryota, Metazoa, Chordata, Actinopteri, Salmoniformes, Salmonidae. Gene Ontology annotation, cellular component: mitochondrion. The record is from RefSeq and is a predicted model, not a curated record.